GGGAUGUAUUGAGGAGGAGAAAGUGCCCGCGAGGAAGAUGUCGAUGUCCCGGGAGCCGCAGGCAGACAAGGAGCUGAGCACGGACAGCAGGGAGGACAAAUCCCCGCGGCACAGCCUCGGGCAAGAGGCCGUUUGCAGCGGCUCCACGGCGCAGGAAUGCAACGGGGAGGAAAAGCCCCGCAGAUCCCGCAGCAGGAGGGGCUGCAAACGCACAGCCCGAGGAUCACAGCAGGAAAGAGCUAGCCCGGGCCGGGGAGGCGGCCGGAGCUCGGAGCUGGGGCUGCGUGAGCAGCUUCACCAUGGGAAGAAGCCCCACAAGUGCUCAGAAUGUGAGAAGAUAUUCAGGUGGAAAGCAGAGCUGAUCAGACACCAGAGAAUCCACACAGGGGAACGGCCCUACGAGUGUGGGGAAUGUGGGAAGAGAUUCAGCCAGACCUCAAGCCGGACUGUGCACCAGAGGAUCCACACUGGAGAGAGGCCCUACGAGUGUGAUCAAUGCAGGAAGAGGUUUCAGACCGGCUUCAAGCUCCGCCAGCACUAUCGCACUCACACGGAUGAGAGGCCUUAUGAGUGUCCUGACUGUGGGCUGGGCUUCAAGCAGAGCUCUGCUCUCAUCACCCACUGGCGCAUCCACACUGGGGAGAGGCCCUACGAGUGUGAUAAAUGCAGGAAGGGGUUUCUGACCAGCUCUGAUCUCCGCAGGCACUAUCGCAGUCACAGGGAUGAGAAGCCGUUCUGCUGCUCCGACUGUGGGAAGGGCUUCAAGUCCAACUCUGCCCUCAACAACCACCGGCUCAUCCACACUGGGGAGAGACCCUACGAGUGUGAUAAAUGCAGGAAGGGGUUUCCGAACAGCUCUCGUCUCGUCAGGCACUAUCGCAUUCAUACAGAUGAGAGGCCGUUCAGCUGCUCCGACUGCGGGAGGUGCUUCAGGGAAAGGUCACACCUCGUCACCCAACAGCGCAUCCACACCGCAGAGAGACCCUACGAGUGUCCCGAGUGUGGGAAGUGCUUCUCACAGAGCUCUCACUUGACCAGACACCAACAGAGUCUCCACUGAGAGAAGCCCUGCGAGUGCCCCGAGUGCGGGAAGAGCUUCUUGCGCUGCUCCAGCUCCAUCCCCCAGGGCAGGAUCCGCGCUGGAUGAUCCCCAGUGACCCCCGGUGGGCAGAGCCCCGCUGAGCCUUGGUGCCCCUGAUCCGUGUUGGGAAGACACCUGGCUGGGGGCUCCACAUCCUCCUGGCUCCCAUCCCAGUCCAAUUCCCAUUCCUGCUCUCCUUCCCUCUCCCUGUCCCGUAUUCUCUGCCCGGUUGUUGUUCCCAUAUUGCCAUUCCCAUAUUCCCUGUGUGUUGAGAAGGAUAAGGAUUUUACAGGAAGCUCUCACAGAUAUGUAUGUACAACAUUUCCAUUUCUAUAUUUCCAGUGCAGUUCCCAUAUUCCUAUUCCCAUUCCCAUAUUCCAAUUUCCAGUCCCUGUCCCAUCUUCUAAAUCCCUAUCACAUAUUCUCUAUCCACUUGCUAUUUCCGUAUUCUGUGUCCCGUUCCUAUAUUCCGAUUCACGGUUCCUCUUUUCAUUCCCAUUACCAUGUCCCUGUACCCAUUCCUGGAUAUUGGAGUGUGGAACACAGAAGCCUCUCUGAGUCCCUCUGAGAGAGAACAGACUGCAAGAAUUAAAUUAAAAACCUUUUGAGAAAUUAAACUACAUUAUGUCACACAGACAUGCAAUACAGGUCUGUGCUUUUGUUUUAAUUAAGUAGAAAUACUAGUUUGCAUAGAUAUGAAGUAAAAGUAUAAAUCUUAGUUUGAAGUAAGUAACAAUAUGAUUGAAGUGCCUUAAAAGUAAAAGCCUUAGAAUCUGGUGUCAAAAAUAACCUGCAGUGAAACUCAAAACCACAGCUCUAGAGAAAAUAAAAAUAUGUUAAGAACUUUUCCAAUAUUCUUCAGACAGAACAGACAGGCCAUGUGCACAACUUAGACGUAAACUUCUGUAUUACAGAACAAUUCUAAUAGAUUUAGGAGAAAUGCUUCAGGAUCCUGUUUUUUGAUCAUUGUGAAUUUUGUCAAUAAAAAUCCGUGUCUUGGA
Messenger RNA from Oenanthe melanoleuca, 2082 nucleotides. RefSeq names its product zinc finger protein 239-like. The transcript is spliced from 2 exons. NCBI's taxonomy places the organism in Eukaryota, Metazoa, Chordata, Aves, Passeriformes, Muscicapidae. Gene Ontology annotation, molecular function: RNA polymerase II transcription regulatory region sequence-specific DNA binding; DNA-binding transcription factor activity, RNA polymerase II-specific. The record is from RefSeq and is a predicted model, not a curated record. Gene Ontology annotation, cellular component: nucleus. Bases 38 to 1060 code for a protein of 340 amino acids. Gene Ontology annotation, biological process: regulation of transcription by RNA polymerase II.